AUGGUGUCGAAAAAGCUUCCAUUAGAUCUGGAAGAAGAGAUACUCUUUCGAGUUCCACCUCGAUCUCUCGUUCGCUUCAGAUCCGUUUGCAGAGAAUGGAACACUCUUUUCAAGAAUAAGAGAUUCAUCAACAAAAACUUUGCUUGCGGUCGGCCAGAAAUCAUGUUAAAUACACAUUCACAUAUUUAUUCGAUAAGCGUCGAUCUCAAAGACGAAAAUCCAACUAUAAAGGUGCGUGAUUUACGCUUUGAUCAUUUAAGUUGCCGCGGUUAUCAUCUGUAUGGGAUCUGCGAUGGUAACUUCUUCAUGUAUAGCUUUCUUAAUGGAGGCGGAGGCGUUGUUUGGAACCCGUUGUUUUGGAGACAGACUAAAUGGAUUGCCAAGGCUGAGAAUACAUGUGGCAAGGCCAUUGGUUACGAUGGUAGUAGACCCGAAAAGAGUUACAAGAUUAUCGGAAGGAGUAGUUGUUCUUGGCAGGGUAAAGUUACUGAUACAUAUUCAGUCUUCGAAUUUGCAACCAAUGCGUGGAAGGUUACUGAUCAUACCCGUUUUCACGAAAAGCCAGAAUUAAUGGACGACUCCGGUAGGGUCUCCCUGAAUGGAAAUUUGUACUGGACAGCUUAUAAUUCUCCCCACACUGGUCAGUAUUUCAUCGCAAUGCUCGAUUUUUCGAAAGAGAUAGAAAAGAGUCGAAAGACCUUUUGUGUUUUACCGUGUAAGGGGGAAAAAAGUACUACACAUACUCGUAUCCUCUCGAUUUACAAGGGAGAUCGGUUUUCAGUGUUAGAACAAUCCAAAAAAACAAGGGAGAUUGAGAUUUGGGUGACAAAGGAUCAAAUUGGUAACGGGGAUGAUGGAGACGAUGUGGUGUGGAUUAAGUUCAUGACAGUCUCAAGACCUGACUUCCCCAUAUUACUUAGUUACAUCUCUACAAGUUACUUUGUCGAUAAUGAUAUCCAUGGGAAGAGCUUUGUUCUGUGUUGUCCUAGCAAGAGACCUAAAGCAGCUUGGGUGUAUAUUGUGAGGGGAGAUUUGUGCAAAAAGAUUAAGAUAGAUCAAGUGCUAUGUGAGUUUCAAUCCUCUGUCUAUGUUCCCAGUUUGAUCACCAUUCCUUGA
Molecule: messenger RNA, 1116 nt
Organism: Arabidopsis thaliana (thale cress)
Lineage: Eukaryota; Viridiplantae; Streptophyta; Magnoliopsida; Brassicales; Brassicaceae
Product: F-box and associated interaction domains-containing protein
Exons: 1
Coding region: 1-1116 (371 amino acids)
Source: RefSeq, marked reviewed